This is a messenger RNA of Lymnaea stagnalis (great pond snail), 4821 nucleotides long. The record is from the annotation of a GenBank genome assembly. Lineage: Eukaryota; Metazoa; Mollusca; Gastropoda; Lymnaeidae.
ACAUUUCCCUCAACCCCAGCACGAAUGUACGAGCCCUUGGCGUUCCGCUGCAGUUCCAUCGGAGGGAGUAAACCCAAAGUGGCCACCCCGACCGUGGUUGGUAAAAUCGAACAGUAUAAAUCGGACAACCCUACCAUGUUUGCUUGGGAGAUUCGAGACAAGCUUUUGGCGGAAGGUAAGUCAUUAUAUUGGGGGAGGGGUAAGCUUUGUUUCCAUUCCCCCCUCCCUUUAUUUUGGAGCGGCGCAUACAUUUAACACAUAACAUAACAGUUCGCUGAAAUUUUAUAGAAGUAUAAAAAUGUCAAGUCCAAUCUUAGCUCGGGGGGUCGUAUGAAAACGGGUUGCGGCUUGGAUUCGGCCAGCGGGCCGCAGUUUGCCGACCCAUAUCCAAGGCUCGAUACAGUUAGUACUACCUCUCGACGUAAAUGAAGUUGGAAAUGGUUUAUUUUAAUUUUGACUGAGUUCACUAGUCCGCAUGUUUAUGUUAAAGAAUGGCGUGAAUGAGUUUCAACGCAGCACUUCACUGAUAGCAACUUGGUGAUGCAUAUGCGGAGAUGGGUGAGAAAUUGUGACAGUGGCGUUAAUUUCAAUCAAGGGUAAUGGAAGUUAAUAAUGGAUGGUGGAACAAAAUUGAACGCCAUCUCUUUGGUCCGUGACAAGCGACAGCUCCAUCCGGGGGGGGGGGGGAGGGGGGGGGGCAAAAUCUGAAUUUCGGCCCCCCCUUCGCACAAGGGUAAUGGAAGUUAAUAAUGGAUGGUGGAACAAAAUUGAACGCCAUCUCUUUGGUCCGUGACAAGCGACAGCUCCAUCCGGGGGGGGGGGGGAAGGGGGGGGGCAAAAUCUGAAUUUAGGCACCCACUUCGCAAAAUAUUAUAUAUCUGUAGACACAUUUUACAUGGGAAAUAAAGAUUCUGGGACCCUCUGAUGGCACCCCACACACUUUUUUUUUCCACUUUACCAUGCGAGCAAAACUGUUAUUUUCAACGACUUAAUCAUCUACCAAUAUUUUCAGUAAUUUGCAUAAUGAUUUUUAGCUCAACAUUGCGGGCUAAGGGAGACAAUUUGCGCCAUGACAUAUCUGACGUGUUUAUUUAACUUAAUAGUUUUAGGGUUCAGGUUAGGUUUAGGGAUACGUUUAUGGCUCAGGUUAGGAUUAGGGUUCAUGUUAGGUUUUAGGGAUAGUUUUAGGGUUCAUGUUAGGUUUAGGGUGACCUUUCACGGGUCGUGGCGACGAAGAUGGCGGUCGUGGCGCGGAUUGUCUGAAUUUACCAAGAUGUCAUUUUUAGUGUUAUUAAUUUUUUUUAAAUUAAAUAACUUUGUUUUGUUCAGGUAUCUGCACACAGCACAACGUCCCGAGCGUGAGUUCAAUAAAUAGAAUUCUGAGAAAUCGCUCUGCGGAGAAGGCCGCCACGGAGUACGCUAAAAUGGCAUCACAGGUGCUUCACCCUCUCUUCACCCCUUGGUGGCACGCUCCUGCGUCGAUGAUCCCGCCCUCUCCCAUCCCGCCAACUCCAUCUUUGGCGGCGCAAUCAACAAUGGCGAUCCCGCAAGUGAUGACGUCGGCAGCCCCGCUUUCGCUGAGAGCCAGUCAAUUUCUUUCGGAUCCAUCACUUCCGGUGUCAGUCAGCUCGAGCCGGAUGUCACUGUCAGAUGAAGACGAAGAUCGAAUCUCUCAAGAGGAUGGUAAGAAAUAUUUAGCACCUUUGAUUUUUUUUUACUACAGCGUCAAGUCUCUAGAAUUGAUUGCAGAACUAGAUGAUUUGUAUAGAAAUUCUACAAAGUUUCAUGCUGAUUAGAGUUAAAUAGCGGUCAUGUCUCUGAAACUGAAAGGAAAGACGUACAUUUUUCAAAUUGAUUGUUAAACAAAAACCUAGCUAUUGGUUUUUCCUCAGUCUUUAGUAAAAAAAACAGCAAAUUAAUACUCCUAAAUUCUCAGUUCACAGGAUCAAAUUUUCGCCAAAUUUGCGUUAAAUUUCUUUUUAAACGCACUAUUUAGAAGGAAAAAAAACGUUCAAAAAAUGCGUUCAAACAGAAAUUUGACGAAAAUUUGAAGCAAACUGGACGAAAUUUUGAUCAUCUGAACUGGGCAUAAAACUAGAAUUUAUGACCUGCUGACGAUUGGUGCAACACUUGCAGAGUAGGUGUGGAUGUAAUAUUAAAGGAGAGGUCUAAAAAUCCCCCCCCCCCAACCUUUUGCGUUUUAUCUGACUGUAAGUAGUAGAUUUUAUUAUUUUAAAAAUAUUUUUGGUUAUUUUUACCAAAGUCUCUUUUGAUAGCGGUAAUCGUCAUGAAGCCUUUGAUUUCUCACAUUCAUUUUUGUGGGACACCUUCUGUCAUUGGACUUUGACGUGUGUGUCCCCCACCCCCCACUUUGUCUUCCGAAUCCGCCACUGGGCGCCAGACAUUUGACUAUACGUUUGUGUAUUAUAAAUUUCAAUCGCACCCCCCACCCCCAAAUACGUUAUUACAUGCACGCAGGCUCUCGGCCAUAAUGUCUUACAUUUUUACAGAGCUGAAUUUACAUGAGAGAUUCAUGGACCAUGACGGCAUUCAGAAACUCAGGAGAAACAGGACCACCUUCUCACAGACACAACUCGAUAUGCUGGAACAAGAAUUCGGGGUGACUCUCUUUUUUUUUUUUAUCUCCAUCAAUCAAUCAAUCAAUCAAUCAUAUAUUCGAAGAUAUACUUUAUUGUUAAGGAUUUUUUUCAAUGAAUUUGUGUGUUUUUUUGUUGUUUUUUUUAAUGGUGUGGAGAUUAAUUGUGUAGCUGUUGCUAUGUUCUCUGUAUCUGUGACGUAUUUGGGUAUGACAGAUGACGUUGUUGGUUGUCAAGGUUUUGGUGGUUAAUGAGUUGCAGAGAGAUAGUGGAAGAAAGAAGGCACGCUGUUGUUGAAUAAAGAAUCAUAUCUGAUUUUGAUCUCGGUGUUGUUACUGAGUACAUCUAGACUAAACUAAGACGCUGAACUACUUACGCAAAAAGCAGUUCGUACCAGUUAAAAUUAGUGAUUGUAAGCUUUAAGCACGAAAGCAUAUUUAUAAUUUAACCAUUUUUUUUCCGGUCUCCCAAUGAUCUGCUGUGUUUUUUUUACGAUACUUUAUUUUCUGGCUUGCAGAAGACACACUAUCCGGGCGUAGCAACACGGGAAUCCCUGGCGAGCAAAACAAAUCUCUCAGAAGCAAGAGUUCAGGUAAAUGACAUUGUUUCUGGCUAUAGAGAAGGGAUCCAAACAACCAAAUGGCCGCAUGAGGUCAACAUUUUAAUGGCCACAUGAUCUGGCCGUACUUGCUUUGCUGCAUACGCCAUUAUUUAAGAAUCGUCUCAUAUUUAAAAAGUAUGACUCCGAUCACUUAGAAGAUUGAAUUCAAAGGUUUGAGCGAGAGGUGAGGGUAGAAAUUCCCCCACUCUGAGCAUUGUUGAUUCUUUGAUGGAUUGAUUGAAUACUUUUAUAGCGCUUGAAGUUGUAUCCAUGAUAUUUUAUCAUGCUCACAGUGCUCUGAUUUUCUUAAUUAAAUCUAUUUAAAGAAGAAAAAAAGCCUUUACAUGUUUCUUAAAUGAUUUUAAAAUGAUUGUUGGGCCGGCAAAUGCAAAAGUGCGCUUUCCGUAAGUCUCAAGGCGAACACACGGUAUCGAUAUUUUGCCACUAUCGGAUGAGCGGAGCUGUCUAGUGGGUACAUAAGGCGUCAUGAGUGCUUUGAGAUAAGAUGGCGCCAGGUCAUGUAGGCAGCGGUAGCACAAAGUUGCAAUUUUGUAUUCUAUGCAGGUUCUAUAAGGAUAAAUAAAAGGGUCAUGAGCGAUAUUCUGUCUUGGAGAUUAUUAUAACAUUCUUUUCUUUUACUUUUUUUUUUCCAUUUUAAGGUCUGGUUCUCUAAUCGUAGGGCGAAAUGGCGACGUCACCAACGGCUUAAAAUGUUUCACAACACCAACCCUUUUGUGUUUCCGUACCCCAGUCUGCAUUCUGCCAUCAACACACUUGAAAAGAAACACAAAGACGCUUGCGUCACUUCCGAGGUGUCCCCUGAGGAAGGGAAAUACUCUCAGCCCCACGUCUUCUCGUCCCUGCCGUCGGACCACACCACAACAACUUCGUUCUUACGUGAUUGUGACUUGACUCUAAAAGGAGGCGUUGUCACAGUCACAGAAACCAAAGCACCAUCAGAAAAAACGCCCGUCGAAGCCAAGUCACCCGCCAGUAACAUAGCUUCGCGCAAACCAAGUUUUGCCAUCAGCGAGCAUUCGGCUUUUAAACCAACAGAAACCAGCAAAGAGUACACAGAAUCGACACGUUGUCUUAUAUUUAGCCACUUCAACCAUUGAACAAUGUCCGAAUAUUUUUUAUUUUAAAAAAUGCACUAAAUUAGUAACUUCCUAUUACUAACACAACAGCCAGCGAAGUAUAGUAUGAUUGAGACAAUUCUAAAAAAUGUCAUGAUUUUUAAACAUUUUUGGACACUAUGUCCAUAGGCAUCAACACACCCUCACUUCAAAGUUAAAUAAUAAUAAUAAUAAACAUGAAAAAAGGAUGUAGAAAUAAUGACGACACAUUAUUUCAAAUUUUCAGCCUCACUCCCAAAAAAGUCAGUUUUCCCCUGUUUUUCAAGGGGAAUACAAAAUAAAAUUCCCGAUAUAUGCGCUAAAUGUGAUUCUUUAUUGCGUUUGGUGCGUAAUAUUACCUUUUUUAAAAAAAAUUAAUAGUUGAUGAAAUAAAUCUGCCAAGUAAAAGCGGGCGAAUCAUUAGAAUUGUUCAGGAGCAAGAAAAAAUGUUUCAGUUGAGAUCCUUGAAGGUUGGGGGGUGCGCGUUGAGUGGAAAGAGCUUAUUGGG